Grus americana (Whooping crane) is the source of this 2200-nucleotide messenger RNA. It is a transcript of the gene CDKL1, whose product is annotated as cyclin dependent kinase like 1. Gene Ontology annotation, molecular function: cyclin-dependent protein serine/threonine kinase activity; ATP binding. The transcript is spliced from 9 exons. The coding region runs from base 228 to 1286 and encodes 352 amino acids. NCBI's taxonomy places the organism in Eukaryota, Metazoa, Chordata, Aves, Gruiformes, Gruidae. Gene Ontology annotation, cellular component: nucleus. Gene Ontology annotation, biological process: protein phosphorylation. The record is from RefSeq and is a predicted model, not a curated record.
GCGACAGAAGCCUCGCACAGGCCGUCCCCCGCCGGGGAGACCCCCCUCCCCCCGCCCGCCCGAGGGCCCGCCCCGGCGGAGCUGCGGCCAGGCCGCGGAGGGCGGGCGGGGCAGCUCCCCGCGGCACGGGGGUAACGGCGAGCGCGGGGGGGCCGGGGCCCCCGCUGCGGAGCGCUGAGGCGAGGGAGCUGCGCCGGGACGGCCCCGCCGUCGCCCGGCCCCACGCCAUGGAGCGGUACGAGAAGCUGGGCAAGGUCGGGGAGGGCUCCUACGGCGUCGUCUUCAAGUGCCGCAGCAAGGAUACCGGCCAGAUCGUGGCCAUUAAGAAAUUCCUGGAGUCCGAGGAGGACCCGGUGAUCAGGAAGAUCGCCCUGCGGGAGAUCCGCAUGCUGAAGCAACUGAAACACCCCAACCUGGUGAACCUGCUUGAAGUGUUCCGGAGGAAGCGGAGGCUGCAUCUGGUCUUCGAAUACUGUGACCACACAGUCCUCCAUGAGCUGGACAAGCACCCGCAGGGGGUGCCGGAGCAUCUAGUGAAGAGCAUAACCUGGCAGACCCUCCAAGCUGUGAACUUCUGCCAUAAACACAAUUGCAUCCACCGAGACGUAAAGCCAGAAAACAUCCUGAUAACAAAGCACUCAGUCAUCAAACUUUGUGACUUUGGAUUCGCUCGCAUACUGACUGGUCCGAGUGAUUAUUACACAGACUACGUGGCUACCAGGUGGUACCGCUCUCCGGAGUUACUUGUGGGAGACACCCAGUACGGCCCUCCCGUGGACGUGUGGGCGAUAGGCUGCGUCUUUGCAGAGCUGCUCUCCGGGGUCCCCCUGUGGCCUGGCAAGUCUGAUGUCGACCAGCUGUACCUCAUCCGGAGAACUCUGGGGGAUCUUAUUCCCAGGCACCAGCAAGUGUUCAGCACCAACCAGUUCUUCAGCGGGGUAAGAAUUCCAGACCCCGAGAGCAUGGAGCCGUUAGAAAUGAAAUUCCCUAGUAUUUCCUACUCUGCUUUAGCUCUGAUGAAGAGUUGCCUUCGUAUGGACCCUGCGGAGCGGCAGACGUGUGAGCAGCUCCUGCAGCAUCCCUAUUUUGACAGCAUUAGGGAAGCAGCAGAUCUGGGGAAAGAACAGGAAAAAACGGCUCGGAAACCAGGCAGACUGACUCGGAAGCACGUGGCAGGGUUACAGUACCUGCCUCAGUUAACCAGUAGUAACGUUCUGCCAGCUUUGGACAGCAAGAAGUACUGCAGCAAAACAAAGAAAUCAAACUACCAUUUCCCUAACAUCUAACCAGAUGGGAGAUUAAAGACUAUGUAUUGUUCAAAGUUAAAGUCAUUCAGAAUUUAUAAAAGGAGGAUAUGCGAUGGAAAACUAAAUUAAUACACAUUACAACAUGUACAAAAGUGGUCUGUGAAGUAACGUACUCCAGGUCAGCAACGGAAGGAAAGUUCUGCACAGAGAGGAACUCCAAGCUCACGUUAGUGUUUUGUGUACAAAGGAAAAUACAUUUGUUUUGCUUUAAUUCGUGGUUGUAUACUGGUUCAGGAUUACUGCAACCCAGUGUUUACAGUGUGAAUUUAAAAGCUCCAUUGCCUGUCUAUCCUUGUACUUCAGCCGUGGCAGAAGAACUGCAACCUUGCCAAAUAAAUCGGAGUCCCACUGUGUCAAAACAGCAAUACUGCUUUAGUCUGGGACUAAGUCACUGAUCCUGCAAGGAGCUGUAAGCCUAGAGCCGAUGCCAGUAGGAGAUGUAUGUAUGUGUGGAGCCAAGCCUAACUGCUCCACUUAGUUAGAAACCUGGUGAAAUAGCACUGCUGUAAAGGUAUCUCUGUCUUACAGAUGGCAUUUGUAGAUCACAAAGUAUUAAAAGUACUGGUAAUGGCUUACUGGAAGGCUCAACAGGCACUGUCACCAGGAGGAGAGCAUUUUAGUAGUAAAACCUAUUGUUGCUUCUCCUGUCUGUUUCUUCCUCACAUUAUGAGGUCAUUUUUAUUUGCAGUUUCUGUCAAUAGUGAAGUCACUUGCCUUUAGUGUUACAGAAAUUGUUGUAAAAAUAAUCCAUUAAUAUAAUUUAUAACAUUGCCCAGACGCAGGCGGGAAUUCUACCUAAGCAUAUGUAUUAGAACGAUUCGUGGGCUUUGCGUAAUCUCAGGAUGUAAUAUUGUGUUGAUUUUGAAUAAAAGAAAUGUAGCUUGGUUUUCCAA